Messenger RNA from Anguilla anguilla (European eel), 4080 nucleotides. RefSeq names its product rho GTPase-activating protein 10-like. Gene Ontology annotation, biological process: signal transduction. The transcript has 23 exons. The coding region runs from base 521 to 2830 and encodes 769 amino acids. NCBI's taxonomy places the organism in Eukaryota, Metazoa, Chordata, Actinopteri, Anguilliformes, Anguillidae. Gene Ontology annotation, cellular component: cytoplasm. The record is from RefSeq and is a predicted model, not a curated record. Gene Ontology annotation, molecular function: GTPase activator activity; protein binding.
CUCCAAUCGUCCUGAGCAGAACACUUCACAAGCACUGUCGGUCACUCCAGUUCGCUGUCAAACUGCGUCCUGGCACAGCUGGCCGGUGUUAACAUUAGCUAGACAGAGACUAUUCGUCUUGAAUAUGAAAGACUUUAAUAUUCAUUGAACUGAGCUUGCAAAAGCAAUAUUAUAUAUGAAUAUAAAACUCGACGGGGAGGUUAACAAUAGCUAGUUGGGGGCGUUUGCGGACACGUAGGCUACGUAUCUAGCUAGCUGACGUUAGCUAGCUAAGGCAAUAAUGUCAAUGAUAUGAAACGUAGCUACCUAGCUAUUUAAUUCUAACUGUCUGCGCGCAAUAGCAAACGUUAUUAUAACAGCUUUUGUUGAAACACUGUCAGCUAGUUCAGGGCAGCGAGCUUCUCUCAAAUUGGUGCAAAAAACUGUUUCCCACGGCGUCUUCCAGGCUACAUUGUUUCAAGAACAAGAACUUUACGGAGUUAGACUUUGCUUCGCCAGUGACUGACUACAACCCGCAACAAUGGGAUUACACGCGCUGGAAUUCAGCGAAUGCUACCUGGAUAGUCCUUCUUUCAGAGAAAGAAUAAAAGCCCACGAAGCGGAGCUGGACAAAACUAACAGAUUUAUAAAAGAACUCUACAAGGAUGGCAAGAGUCUUAUCAGUGCUAUUAAACAAAUGGCCUUGGCACAGCGCAAGUUUGCCAAUUCCCUGGCCGACUUUCAUUUCGAGUACAUCGGCGAUGCCAAGACCGAUGAUGAGAGAUGCAUUGAUGAGUCGUUGCAGGAAUUUGCCUCUUUCCUGAAGAACCUUGAGGACCAGAGGGAGCUGAUGAUGAAGAACAUCACCGAGACACUGAUGAAACCUCUGGAGAAGUUCCGUAAGGAGCAGCUUGGCUCUGCAAAGGAGGAAAGAAAGAAGUACGAGAAGGAAACGGAAAAGUAUUACAGCUCUCUGGAGAAGCUCCUGACUCUGUCAGCCAAGAAGAAGGAGCAGCAGUUACAGGAGGCAGAUCUCCAGGUGGAGGGGAUGAAGCAGCACUUUCAGGAGGAGUCACUGGAGUAUGUCUGCAAACUACAGGAAAUACAGGAGAGGAAGAAGUUUGAGUGCGUGGAACCUAUGCUGGCCUUUUUUCAGACCGUUUUCACCUUUUAUCACCAGGGAUACGAGCUGGCCAAAGACUUUGACCAUUACAAAACAGAGUUGCAGAUCAAUAUUCAGAAUACGCGAGGUCGUUUCGAGGUCACCAGGUCAGAGGUCAUGGAGCUGAUGAGGAAGAUCAAAGACAGCCCGGAGGACCACAGACAAACGAGUCCCAUCAGCGUGGAGGGCUACCUGUAUGUCCAGGAGAAACGACCGCCCCCGUUUGGGUCCAGCUGGGUAAAGCGAUACUGCACCUUUGUGAAAGAGCAGAAGAUCCUUCACAUGGUCACCUUCGACCACAGAUCUGGGGGAAAGAUCGGUGAAACGGAGUCCGUCACGUUGAAGUCCUGCAUACGGAAAUCAAACGACAUGCUGGACCGGAGGUUCUGUUUUGACAUAGAAAUAACAGACCGGCCAGGGGUCCUCCUCGCUGUGCAGGCACUCUCUGAAGACGACCGCAGGUUCUGGAUGCAGGCCAUGGGGGGCAAAGAGCCAGUGCACUCUUUUGGGACGACUUACUCGAGAGAAAGAGGAAUCGAUGCGCAGUUGAAUGAAGAAGGAUUUUCGUUUGUGAAGAAUGCAAUUGCUGCCAUUGAAAAAAGAGGUAUCAAUGACCAGGGCUUGUACAGAGUGGUGGGGGUGAGCUCCAAAGUUCAGAAGCUUGUGAGCCUGAUGAUCGAUGAAAAGGCCAGCAGUGAAGUGGAUCUGUCUGUCGCUGAAGAGUGGGAUGUCAAAACCAUCACGAGUGCAUUGAAGCUGUAUCUGAGGAGUCUGCCUGAGCCACUGAUGACAUCUGGACUUUACAAAGAGUUUGUUGUCCCAGCAAAGUGUGGAAGUCCAGAGUCUCGUGUGGAGGCCAUUCAUUACCUGGUUCAUAAGCUACCUGAGAAGAACCGGGUGGUUCUGGGACUGCUGAUGAAACACCUGGACAGUGUGGCGGCCCACAGCAAACAGAACCUGAUGACAGUUGCUAACCUGGGUGUGGUGUUUGGGCCCACCCUCAUGAGGCCUGAAGAGGAGACCGUUGCUGCCAUCAUGGACCUCAAGUUCCAGAACAUUGUGGUGGAGGUCCUGAUUGAGAACCAGGAGAAGAUUUUUGGAGACGCUCCUGACACGUCCCCCUCCACGACCGUGCCGUCCCCCACCGCCCCGGCCCGGCAGUCCAGGAAGCAGAGCCGGCAGCAGAACCGGCCCCUGGCGGUCUACAAUCCGCCGGCGCAGGACGCGCAGACAGGCGACGGCUCCAACUGCGUGGCCGACGGGGCGUCCCUGGGCAGCUCCGAGUCCGUGUCGUCCAAGUCCUCCGGCGUCUCGUGCGGGACCCCGCCCGAAAAACCGCCCAGCCUGCAGGGGAGCGCGGGCAUUGGCACCUCAGAUAAAGGACCCGCCUCCUCCACUGCCUGUUGGACCACGCCCACAGCCACGCCCUCAAACACUCCCGCGACCACUCCCAUGGUCACAGCCCCGCCCACGACCUCAGCCGCCGACGUGGACAAGCAGGAGGAGAGCGUCUCAAACCGGAGGGCCAAGGCGGUGUACCCCUGUGAGGCCGAACACCAUUCAGAGCUCUCCUUCCGAGUUGGCGCCAUAUUCCGUGACGUGACCGUCUCCCAGGAGCCGGGCUGGUUGGAGGGCGAGCUGGAGGGGAAGAGGGGCCUCAUCCCGGAGAACUACGUGGAGAUGCUGUAGCCAGGGCCGCUGACUCCGCCCACUUAUACAUGGUAUCCAUGGUCCCUGCCCCCCUCACAUGCUGACUCACCAUUGCAUACUUUUUCUUAUGCACCAACCGCCCAAUCAGAUAUUUAUCAACCCGCACAUCCCCAAAACCACCAAACUUCAUACGUAAAAGGACCCUUACAGGAAUGGAAUAUGCUGCAAUAUAUUCUAAAUGUGUCAUCUUUUGAAAACGUCAUGAGAAAUUUAUUUCACGCCAGCCUAUUUGUAAAUAAAAUAGAAAAUUCUUGCAAUAUAUAAUAGCAGCUGUGUAGAAAAAAGAUUUGUAUAUUUACAGAUGCGUGAAUUUUGCAGUGUCUUGAUAAUAUAUUUACUUCAAUAUGUUUCAGGAUAUUCUGUCUCUGCAAGGGUGAAGAAUCGAAUGUUAAAUUUUGUACUUUGGAGACUGGUGGUCCGACGCUGUGUUAUUCUGAAACCAGUCUUUAUUUUGGGGAAUAUACUGAAUGAAAAUAAAAAAAUGUUAUUUUAACGGUUACUGUCAUUUAAAAAUGUUUGGAAGUCAUGCAUGAGUUUAAUAUUUGGAGCUGUGAUUCUUUAUUAGAUGCAGCAAACAUAUAAAAUACUGUAACAAUUGCACAAUAGUGUCUUCUGGCUCACCAUGACUGAAACAAGGCACAUUUGAUGGGUAUAUUUUGAUAUGGAUGACACUUUCACAUGGACUUCACAUGAAAGAUGCCUAUAAUUGGAGCACUUGUGAACUUAAACUUAAAGUACCAGUUGCUCUUAUUGAUUGUUGUUGUUUUGAUGACUUUUUAUAUUUUUAUGAGCACAAGCACAUUUUACCCUAUUUUACCUGUCUGUGUUAAGUAUUAUAUUGUUAUGUUCGACCUCAUAUGUAAGGCUUCAGUAUUCAGUUUGAUGAGAUAAAGCUUUGUCCAACUUCGUGAUUUCGGCUUCUUCAAAGAAGGAUACGUGUGUUCACUUUGCUGAAAGUUUGUGUGGAGCGUAGAAACAUCAAUGAACCACUCAUUUUCAGUAAAGUAGCAAUGAUAUUACUGCAUGCUCUCAUGAAACCUGAUUUUGAAUCUUGAAUAUGGAAUGGAAUGAAUUUUGAAUAUGGAAUGUAAGUGUGUUAAUUUAAGACAUCCAUUGAUUGAUUAAAAAUGCUUUACUUGUGUAUUUUGUAAUCAUAUAUCAAGGCUAAGAUGCUUGUAACUUUUGGAUAUCUCUAAUCAAUAAAAAAUAAUAAAGAUUUUUAAAAUUCA